This is a messenger RNA of Scaptodrosophila lebanonensis, 2932 nucleotides long. Its product is annotated as PHD finger protein 12. The transcript has 5 exons. The record is from RefSeq and is a predicted model, not a curated record. Bases 73 to 2757 code for a protein of 894 amino acids. Gene Ontology annotation, cellular component: Sin3-type complex; nucleus. NCBI's taxonomy places the organism in Eukaryota, Metazoa, Arthropoda, Insecta, Diptera, Drosophilidae. Gene Ontology annotation, biological process: negative regulation of transcription by RNA polymerase II. Gene Ontology annotation, molecular function: protein binding; transcription corepressor activity.
ACAAUUUUUAUCGACGAGGCGAGCGGAUACAAUUGUAAACCCACUCACUUAAAACGGUUAGCUCCAGUAAAGAUGUCAAAGGUGGACCAAGAUCCAAAUGCUUCAUUAAGUAUAAUGGAGCAAAUCAAGAUUUUAAUUAAACCGCCGCCAAAUGAGGACGAGAAAUUGGUACAGCGCACAACGAACACGAAACAUCCGUAUUAUAGGCGCCCAGGCAGGGGACACAACCACGAUUUGUGCGACGCUUGCGAGGAGGGCGGUAACUUGCUAUGUUGCGACCGCUGUCCAUCCAGUUUUCACUUACAGUGCCACGAUCCGCCCCUAAGUGAGGAGGAUAUACCCAGUGGACAAUGGCUGUGUCACAGUUGCCGGAUGGCCAAAGUCUCCCAGCCACCCUCUUCAUCUAAAGCCAGCUCCGUGGAGCGUGUGCCAUCUGCGGGCAGCUGUUCGCGCGCAAAUACUCCGUCAUCUGGCGAGCUGGAGUCCAUCCCACUUAAAAUUCGCAAUUUGCGCAAACGCAGCAACAGCGAGCGUAACAGUACCGAAAAGAUGCUGUCGAAAUUCCCGCUGGCCAUUCAGCGAGCCCUCGAUCCCAACAAGAAACCCACGCCUCUCGAUGAUGUUAUACGUGCAGCUAGCAUGCUUAAUCCCCAGCAGUUCUCACUGCCGCGCGAACUGGAACUGCACACGCAAUUUCCGGGCAAUGGUAAAGUGCAGCCCGUGCAGCCAACGCACGGCCCAGGCACGGGCAAUGGAAAUCGUAAGCUUAAUAGCCAGAGGCGUAACUCCAAACCUUUCGAACUGGAUGGACAAGGAUUGGUGCCACUGCCGGCCAAGACAUGUUUCUACUGUUCGCGCUCCUGCAAAAGAGCGCCGCUCAUUUCAUGCGACUACUGUCCGCUCUACUAUCACCAGGAUUGUCUGGAUCCACCGCUAACUGGGCUGCCCGCCGGUCUGUGGAUGUGCCCCAAUCAUGUUGAAAACUUCAUUGAUGCCAAUAUGACGACAAGUAUUUCGGCAACGGAGCGUGUGCGUCUCUGGAAUCGUUUUCAUCAGCCGGUCGACCACGAGAGCGUAAAAAUGGAGUUCUUUCGUCGCGUCAACGCGCGCCAUCCACCCUUUCGCAUGAAGACGGGCCUCAGGCCACGUGCUCACAUUGAGGUGCCCCCCAUGGUUCGCUACCACUACGAACAUCCUCCUGCGCUGCUUCCUUCAAUGCGUCAAACCUUGCGCUAUGAUCGUGUGAAGCGACGCAAGAAUCUGCCCACUGCCGUCGAAGAAAUAUCACGAGAGAGUGUGACCGAAUCGCUGCUGAAGGAUCUGGAGGCGCUGCGUUGCGCCCGAGCCAAGUUUCGUGAGAUACAAAAGGAGUACGGCAAUGUAGAGUUCGAUGGCAUUGAUAGCGACACCGACAGCGUCGAAGGAGAGGAUGCGACAAAGCAAGGCUGCGAGCAGCUGAACGGCACGAACGGUAGAAAAACGGAGUCACCGGAUGCUGAGACAGAGGCGCAGGCAACAACGCCGGUCGCAGAGCAGGCCGAGCAGGCACCGUGCAAUGCAGAUAACGGGGGCGCAGAACCUAUUAAGGAGGAGAAAGUGGCCGAGGUGGACAUUAAGCCCAAUCUGGAACCUAGCUUUGAAGAGGAUGAGGAUGAUUGCAAGCCGGCAAGCAGCAUAAUCGAUGGCGACCUAUGCCACCUGGACGUGGAUAUUAUUAAAAAGCUGGCCCACCAGCGUUUGCAGCAGCUGGUCCAGGAAUAUCCGGAGAUUGUAACACAAUACAAGAAUCGCACGGCAGCUCGAAGGCUGCGUGAGCUUCACACAACGACGACAGCACCAGCUGUGCACACACCUCUUCAAAACGAACUCUCACCCGAUGAUAUGAACCGCUUCUCGCUGCUAUUCACCAGUGAGACUCCCUCGAUAUUGGCACAGAAAAAUGGCAAUGCUGCCGAUGAGGAUCCAUUGCUGCAGCUUCAUCCCGCCUUGGCGACUGCCGCGGCGAUUGCAGCUGCCGAUGAGGCCGCCGAGAAUUACAUGCCACGCAUACGGACGGACACGGAGAAGGCCUACGAGUUGGCUUCGCGACUUGAACUCAAAUUGCUACAGUGCCGAGUAAGGGCGAGGGCUGUGCUCACGCCAUUGGGUGACCUGCUCGAGGAUAGUCGCUGGUUUAAAACGCUCGGGCUGGAGCAAUCAAUCUUCAUGCGUUACCGCACGUUAUAUGUGGGAUAUGGCGGCCAUUACACGCCUUCCACAACGCUGGCGCACACCGAAACCGUCGAUCUGUCAGCAAUUGGAUAUUGCGCGCGGAUCUCCCCCCAGCAUGCAAUCAUAUUUUACGAUGAGUACUCAAAGUCCUAUGAGCUAAUUAACUACUCAGAAUUCGGCACUGAGGUCAAUGGACAGCUAUACACAUGCGACUUUACAGAUCAUGCAACACCUGCGUAUGGUGGCAAGCGCAUGAGACCUGACGAUGCGGAGCUGAAGCGUCGCGUUGACGAUUUGCUGGACAAGCGGCGCCACAUACAGCGCCAGUAUGAGCCCAAGUCUGACACGACUGCCAGGUUGGCGUCUGCUGUGAAGCCCGCUUGUCGGUGUCUGAACGCCGAGCCUGCGCCCAUGAUGCCCGGCGCCUGGGAGGGAUCCGCUGUGCUGGCCCAUGGCACGCUUAUACGAUUUGGCUGCCUGUCUUUCGUCUUCUCAGUACCAUCAGUGGACUUGAUGCACGCUGAGAGCGCCAAGCGUAGUGCGUAGAAUUGGGGCAUGGGGAUGGGAUGCUACCCCAGACACUGCCAGUACCCGGGACCGUUCGCAUCAUACUCCAUGGCGAAGCAUCAAGGCCUCAGUGAGGAGCAGCCUACGGCAGCCAGAACUUUGGCCUAGUUUUAAGCACUCCUACAUUACUUCCAUCGUCAGCAACUUGCACACC